Messenger RNA from Cucumis sativus (cucumber), 1106 nucleotides. Its product is annotated as enoyl-CoA delta isomerase 2, peroxisomal. NCBI's taxonomy places the organism in Eukaryota, Viridiplantae, Streptophyta, Magnoliopsida, Cucurbitales, Cucurbitaceae. Bases 246 to 971 code for a protein of 241 amino acids. Gene Ontology annotation, molecular function: enoyl-CoA hydratase activity; delta(3)-delta(2)-enoyl-CoA isomerase activity. The transcript has a single exon. Gene Ontology annotation, cellular component: peroxisome. Gene Ontology annotation, biological process: fatty acid beta-oxidation. The record is from RefSeq and is a predicted model, not a curated record.
UAACUCUUCUCAAAUUUAAACUUGAUAUAGUAAGUCUUCUCAUGAUAUUAGAUAAACACCAAUUUUUAUCUUAACUCGUGCAUUUUAUGUCUCAUAUUCUAUAGGAUAUCAUAGAAGAGACGUCAUUAUGUUUGUAAGAUUGUCACCUCUCCUGUCGUAAUGGGUAUCGGUUGCAGUGUUUAAAUUUACAUUGAUUUGGAAUCUGGUCAUUGAUUGUGAAGCUGCCGGAAAGCUUCCUUACGAAAAUGUGCAGUAUGGAGAAGCGAGGGAAGCUGUUCAUUCUAACACUAACCGGCAACCACGAGCACUGGCUGAACCCAUCUUUAAUAAACUCCAUACUCAAUGCUCUGUCCCAAGUCAAAGCCGAAGCCAGAGCUUCCCCUGGCUCCGUUCUAAUAACAACAUCCCAAGGCAAAUUCUUCUCCAAUGGCCUCGAUCUCCCAUGGAUCCUCUCCGCCUCCUCCAUAUCCGCCGCUCACAACCGUCUCAACCACAUGAUCCAGCUUUUCAAGCCCCUUCUGGCUCACCUCCUCUGUUUACCUAUACCCACCAUCGCGGCCCUCCCAGGGCACGCCGCCGCCGGUGGCCUCGUCUUGGCACUAGCCCACGACUAUCUGGUCAUGAGGAGCGACCGAGGCGUGCUGUACAUGAGCGAGCUGGACUUGGGUGCCACUCUGCCGGACUACUUCAUAGCGCUGGCUAAGUCCAAGAUUGGGUCAAGCUCGGUGAGGCGGGAUGUGUUUUUGAGGGGGAUGAAAGUGAGAGGUGAGACGGCGGUGAAGAUGGGGUUGGCGGAAUCUGCACACCAGGGGGAGGAUGGCGUCAUGGAGGCGGCAGUGCGGCUUGGGGAGGAGCUGGCGGCGAGGAAUUGGGAUGGGGAUGUUUAUGCAGAGAUUAGGAAGAGCUUGUACCCUGAAAUCUCUGGGUUGCUUGGAUUGACCACGAAGGUCAUUACAAUUUCCAAGCUUUGAUAGAAUUGGAAGUUUUAGUAGACUGUAAUAAAAUAUAGAUAAGUUGAUGAAUUGAUGAAUUGAUUGCAACAAGCUUCAUGAUCCGAUGUAUGUUUCGUCUUUAAAGCACAUGAAUCAGAAUGAGUUGAGUAGGAA